This is a messenger RNA of Nylanderia fulva, 924 nucleotides long. RefSeq names its product proteasome subunit alpha type-6. The record is from RefSeq and is a predicted model, not a curated record. Lineage: Eukaryota; Metazoa; Arthropoda; Insecta; Hymenoptera; Formicidae. Gene Ontology annotation, cellular component: proteasome core complex; proteasome core complex, alpha-subunit complex. Gene Ontology annotation, biological process: ubiquitin-dependent protein catabolic process.
ACGUUUUCACGUUGCGUUGCGGAGUAAUCGUCGAUUCCUGUAUUAGCGAACAUGGCGCGCGGGAGUAGUGCUGGUUUUGAUAGGCACAUAACAAUAUUUUCGCCGGAAGGUCGGCUUUAUCAAGUAGAAUACGCUUUUAAAGCUAUCAAUCAAGGUGGCCUGACGUCCGUGGCUGUUAAAGGAGUCAACACUGCCGUAUUCGCGACACAGAAGAAAGUGCCUGAUAAGUUACUCGAUGCCUCCAGUGUCACUCAUGUAUUCCAACUGACAGAGAAUAUCGGCUGUGUUAUGACUGGCAUGAUAGCUGACAGCAAGUCCCAAGUGCAACGUGCUCGGUAUGAAGCGGCUCACUUUAAGUACAAGUACGGCUAUGAGAUACCAGUGGACGCUCUGUGUCAGCGUGUUGCCGACAUCAGUCAAGUUUACACGCAAAAUGCGGAGAUGCGACCCCUUGGAUGUUCCAUGAUGCUCAUCGCAUAUGACAAAGAAAAGGGUCCGUGCAUCUACAAAGCUGAUCCAGCUGGUUAUUUCUGUGGCUACAGAGCUAUCUCCGUAGGAGCAAAGCAAACCGAAGCUAACUCUUAUCUCGAAAAAAAGCUGAAGAAGAAACAGAGUUAUGAUUACGAUGAAACUAUACAACUAGCCAUUACUUGUUUAUCUACUGUUUUAUCUGUCGAUUUUAAGCCAACGGAAAUUGAAGUGGGAGUUGUAUCGAAGGAUCACCCCAAAUUCCGUGUUCUUACUGAGCAAGAAAUUGACAAGCAUUUAACUGCAAUUGCUGAAAAGGAUUAAUAUCUUGUAUACAAUUCUUAACAAAUAAAACAGUGUGUUUGCUUAUCACAUUUUUUUCUAUUAUAAAUUAUAUUAAGGAUUUAUGCAAAGAAGAAGAAUGUCAAACGCUUUAAUAAAUAAUAACAUACUUUC